AUGCCGUCCAAACACCUCCUCUUCCACAACGGCCUCAUCUUUACCGCCCCCGCAGCCGAGCUCUCGGCCGCGUCGCUGCAACCCGCGCUCCACCGCUACAGCGACGCAUCGGCCGCCGCCUCGUCGUCGUCGUCGCUUCCCGGCCGCUUUGCAGAGGCGCUCCUCGUCAGGGACGAAGCCAUCCUCGCCGUCGGCACCCUCGACGAAUGCCGGGCCGCCGCCGCAGGAAACGACAUCCGACACACUGACCUCCAGGGCAAGCUCCUCCUCCCUUCCUUCAUCGACGGACACACCCACGUCACCCUCUUUGGUCAGUCGAUGCAGAAGCUCGACCUGGCUCCCUGCACCGACCUCGCCUCGAUCCAGGCAAAGCUGCUGGCCUACCGCAACGCAAACCCCAACCUCGACCGCAUCCUCGCAAAGGGCUGGCUCCAAAAGACGACCCACAACGUCGCCCUCUCGUCGAUGAUCGACGACGUCGUCUCCGACAUCCCCGUCUACAUCGAGUCAAAGGACCUCCACUCGCACUGGCUCAACCAGAGCGCCCUCGCCGAGCUCGGCAUCCGCCACGACACGCCCAACCCGCCCGGCGGCACCAUCCAGCGCGACCCCACCACGCGCGCCGCAAACGGACUCAUGAGCGAGCUGGCCAACAUCAACAUCGUCUGGCCCGCCCUCGCCUCGCUCCGCAGCGACGCAGAGACCGAGUCCGACUUCCAGCUCGCCGUCGACGCCUACCUCGCCUCGGGCUACACGGGCGUCGUCGAAAUGGCCCUCGACGAGUCGGCCCUCGCCUGCUUCCUGCGCGUCCGCGACCGGGCCGGCGGCCGCCUCCCGCUCCGCAUCGCCGCCCACUACAUUAUCCGCCCGGGCCCCCCCGAGGCCGUCAUGAAGCAGGUCGAACGCGCCAUCGAGCUCUUCCACCUCCACGGCGGCAAAGAGGCCGGAAGGGACGUAGGCGACCUCCGCGUCGUCGGCAUCAAGAUCAUGUGCGACGGCGUCAUUGACGCGUGCACCGCCGCCCUCAAGGAGCCCUACGCCGACGGCAGCCGGGCGGGUCCCAUCUGGACCUACGAGAUGCUGCACCCCGUGCUGCACCGCGCCGACUCCGAGGGCCUCCAGCUCGCCCUGCACGCCAUCGGCGACGAGGCGGUGCACAUUGCCGUCGAGGCCAUCGCGUCGCUGCCCAACGAGGCGUCGAACCCGAUCGCAUCGAGGCGACACCGCAUCGAGCACCUCGAGCUCACCGACCCGGUCGACAUUGAGAAGCUCGGCCGGCUGGGCAUCACCGCCAGCGUGCAGCCGGUGCACUCGGACCCGGCCAUCCUGUCUGGGUGGUACGCCCAGCUCUCGUCGCGGCCGCACGAGCACGACGAGCGGUGUUCGCGCGCCUUUGCCUACCGCCACUUUAUCGAGUGCGGCGCGCCCCUGGCCAUCGGCAGCGACACGCCCACCGCCUCGCACCUCAUCUUCCCCAACCUCUACAACGCCGUCACGCGCCGGUCUACGCGCCCCCUCGAGCGCGGGCAGGGUCUGCGCACGACGCCCGAACAGGCCAUCCCGCUCGCCACGGCCCUCGCUGCCGCUACGUAUGGCGCUGCGAGGAGCUGCAAGGCCGAAGACGCCACGGGCAGCCUUGAACGCGGCAAGAGCGCCGAUUUCGUCGUCGUCGAUAGCGACCUCUUUGCGUCGUACGGCGACGAUGGCGGAGAGGGGCUCAUGAAGGCCAAGAUCCUGCAGACUUGGUUCCGUGGCCGCGUCGUGUUUGAGCUGCCCAACUGA
This is a messenger RNA of Pseudozyma flocculosa PF-1, 1782 nucleotides long. RefSeq lists its product as uncharacterized. Gene Ontology annotation, molecular function: hydrolase activity, acting on carbon-nitrogen (but not peptide) bonds. NCBI's taxonomy places the organism in Eukaryota, Fungi, Basidiomycota, Ustilaginomycetes, Ustilaginales, Ustilaginaceae. The transcript has a single exon. The record is from RefSeq and is a predicted model, not a curated record. The coding region runs from base 1 to 1782 and encodes 593 amino acids.